Molecule: messenger RNA, 1383 nt
Organism: Sitodiplosis mosellana (orange wheat blossom midge)
Lineage: Eukaryota; Metazoa; Arthropoda; Insecta; Diptera; Cecidomyiidae
Product: inactive pancreatic lipase-related protein 1-like
Exons: 6
Coding region: 97-1116 (339 amino acids)
Biological process (GO): lipid metabolic process
Molecular function (GO): lipase activity
Source: RefSeq, a predicted model, not a curated record
CUCGAUUAUUUUAUUCAUUGCAAUUCAACUGAACAUUUCGCACUACAGUGUUGGCUAUAAGUAUUUUUUAAUUUUGACGAAAUCUAUUGUACUCUGAUGAUGGUGCUGUUUCUUCUUUCUUUCGUUGCGUUUUUGGCACAUACGAAUGCAAACCCUAUCGAUUCAAAUAAAUGGGUCUUCGUGCCAACACGCAAUGGAUUAAUUACGCGUGUUAAUUUAGCAGAAGCUAUGGCACAAGUUGAGCCAUACUUUUCAGUCGAACAAGAUGUUACAUUUGAAUUGUACACUUUGAAAAAUAAAAUCACACCGCAAAUCCUUUUGAUGGAUAACGUUACUUCGAUCACUGCAUCGAAUUUCAAUAGAAAUGUGCCCACACGCAUUUAUGUUCACGGAUUUCUCGAAUAUGGAGGAAACAUGAAAAAAAUCUUCAAUGACGCAUUCUUAUCGAAAGCUAAAGUCGAUGUAAAUUUGAUUUACGUAAACUGGGAAAAAUCGUCACAAACGAUCAAUUACAUUGCAGCUCGUAACCGUGUAGAAUCGAUUGGUGCUCAUGUUGCUGCCAUGAUCGAUUACAUGGCUUACCAUGAUCUCGUCUCCAUAAAUGACAUAAGUUUAAUUGGCUUCUCAUUGGGUGCUCAUAUUGCUGGAAUUGCUGGAAAGCAUGUGCAAACCGGAAAAUUGCCAAAAAUCAUCGGUUUAGAUCCAGCUGGCCCACUGUUCUCCUUGAAUAAGCCCAAUGAACGAUUGGAUCGUCUCGAUGCAAAAUAUGUUGAAAUCAUUCACACCAACGGGGCAUUCUUGGGAAUGCAUUAUCCAAUCGGAACGGUUAGCUUCUACCCAAAUCAUGGUUUAAAACAAACGGGAUGCUUGUGGGAUCCAACUGGUACAUGCUCACACUUACGUGCAUUUAAAUAUUUCGCCGAAAGUAUUUACUCGACCGUCUCAUUCUACGCCUAUCCAUGCGCAUCAUUCGAGGAUAUGAAGAAGGGAAAUUGUAAAGGCGUUGGAUUGCGCAUGGGUGGAGAGCCAGGCAAUUACAAUGCUGAGGCCAGCAUUUACUACUUGACUACAAAUUCGAAGUCAAUUUUUGCCCGCGGUGGAUCGCGUGAUAUGUAAAUGGCUAGCAAAAUUUGGAAAAAUGAUUCACAACACAAUUUUGUUAGCUUGAAUCCAAUUCCAUAUUUUUUUUUUGCUCAUUUUGAAAAAAUUAAAAUUUCACUGGAACAUUCUUAGAGCAAAAUUGAACAUGUGUAUUUUUUUCAUAAAAAAAUAUUAUAUAAUAUAAGCAGGGCCCUAAAUAUAAGUAAUUUAUGAUGAAUAAAUAUUUUUCUACAUUCAAGUAUUAAAAGAAAGAAAGAAAUAAAUAAUAAAUCAAUAAGAAAA